This is a messenger RNA of Pelobates fuscus (common spadefoot toad), 873 nucleotides long. RefSeq names its product SERTA domain-containing protein 2-like. The record is from RefSeq and is a predicted model, not a curated record. Gene Ontology annotation, cellular component: nucleus. Bases 1 to 873 code for a protein of 290 amino acids. Gene Ontology annotation, molecular function: transcription regulator activity. The transcript has a single exon. Lineage: Eukaryota; Metazoa; Chordata; Amphibia; Anura; Pelobatidae.
AUGUCCAGGUGUAUUAUGCAAGACUGUAGUCCAAGGGUACUUGUCCUGCUUGCCAACUUUCUGAAAGUCAUCCAGAGUGAUGUGAAUGCUCGUUGUCCCUGUCCGGAGCCCUGUGCAGAUAUGCCAUUUUCUGACUUUGAGGAUCCACCUCCCGCACCAGCUGUAAGUAUCGGUGCAGAGAUGGAGUGCUUGGCUUAUCUGCCUGAAGAUCUGAAGAACCUCACACUGCCUGCUAUUGCGGUAGAUGUCUCGGCCUCUGCUGCUAUAGAUAUCAUCAUUAAAGAUCUUCAAGAAGUUUCUGAGACCCCCCAAUACUCGAUAACUCCUCAUUACUCUGUAACUAACACUGAAAUCCAGACUUCUUGCCCUCCAACAACUCAGCCUACACUAUUUGACAACCUAAACAACCUCUUGGAUUCCAGUUCAGCAGCUUUCCCUAGCAGCAAUAAUAAUGAAGAAUUGAUCAAUAGCCUGAUAUUGGCUGCAAGCAAUGCUCCCUCGCUCCCGGAGAUCCCAGUAGACUGGGACACUUGUAUGUUGGAUGCAUCGGCUGAACCGACCUGUGAAAUGACUGACAAUUUCCGGCCUCUGCAGGAGAUACCUGCUAGCCCCAUGCAUUCUCUGUUCGGACGCUUUGAAAUAACUAGAUCUUCCUACCUCAACGGAAUCUCCUUAAACGACCGUUUUAUGGAUAUAGACACGUCUGUCUUUGAGAAAGAAAUAUCUGGUGAUGGCAGCACCACAACCCAGUUACCACCUCCUGAGGACGUCUGGAUUGAGCCUUACUGCACUGCUCCCUCUUGCAAUUUGAGCAAGAGUGUAAAGGACUCAAAUGAACUUGACCACAUUAUGGGAGCCCUUGUAGGAUACUGA